AUGAUACCAACAGCUCUCGAGUUCUCCCUGGUGCUAUGGAUUCUCGCCACCCAUGCUGGAAUACCAGCAGCUUUGAUCACUACAGCGACCAUGGCCGCCUAUGUUGGAUUCACAACUCACUAUACCACGAAGCGGAAUGAGUAUCGCCGGAAGAUGAACAUGGCCGAAAAUGAAGCAAAUGCUCGUCUAUUGGAUUCCGUCAUAAACGCCGAGUCUGUGAGGUUCUUCGCAAACGAGAAGAGAGAGGCGGACCUGUACGACCAGUCCCUGGCUAGAUAUGAGGAGGAGAAUAUUCGUGUUCUGAAGUCGUUGGGUCGUCUUAACUUCGGUCAGCAGCUAAUCUACCACACGGGCUUAUUCGCCACCUUAUUCAUCGCCCUCAACCAGUGUGCCGCUGGGCUCCUCCCUGUAGGGGAUCUUGUCAUGAUAAAUACCCUCCUGAUGCAGCUAUCGAGUCCGUUGAAUCUGAUUGGUAUGGUAUAUCGCGAGACUACUAUGAGCCUAGUGGACAUGAGCAAACUGCAUGCCUUGAUGAAGAUCCAGCCCUCGAUCACAGAUGCCCCCGACGCCAAGGAUCUGGUCCUCAAGGGCGGCGAGGUAUCCAUCAAGGACCUCACGUUCGACUACGGCUCGGAAUCGCGGAAGAUUCUCAAUGGCUUCUCAUUGGACAUCCCUGCCGGCCAUAGAGUAGCGAUAGUCGGAUCAUCAGGAGCUGGCAAGUCUACUGUACUGCGGUUGCUACUGCGGUUAUACGCGCCCAGUAGUGGUUCCAUCACUAUUGAUGGUCAGUCGAUCGACUCGGUGACUUUGGCUUCCCUUAGGAAGAAUAUUGGUGUGGUACCGCAAGACUGCUCACUCUUCCACGAUACUGUCUUCAACAACAUACUCUAUGGUCGUCUAGAUGCUACAGAGGAGGAGGUUAUUGCAGCUGCUAAGCUUGCUGAGAUUCAUAACACCGUUAUGGACUUCCCUAAGGGGUAUCAAACAUUGGUUGGAGAGAGAGGACUCAAACUGAGCGGAGGGGAGCGUCAGAGGAUAGGCAUAGCUAGAUGUAUAUUGAAGAACCCGGAGCUGGUGUUGUUUGACGAGGCGACAUCAGCGUUGGACUCUGAGACGGAGCAGACGAUCCUAAAGGGUUUCGAACAACUGACGGCGUCGCGGACGUCACUCAUUGUGGCCCAUCGACUAUCCACUGUUAUGAACUGCGACACCAUAUGCGUGUUAGAUGAGGGCAGGAUCGUCGAGAAAGGUUCUCAUAAGGAGCUCAUGGGCAUUGCUAAUGGAAAGUAUCGGCAGCUAUGGGAGCGUCAGUUCCUCAUUGACGAGACCGAGACUCUUGAUGAGGCCUCUACAGAUAGCAAUGCUACCACUCACUGAUUCAUCCGAACUGUCUUAGCUACUUGUGAUGUUCGCAAAAUGUGAAUUGCAAAGUUUCC
Molecule: messenger RNA, 1436 nt
Organism: Perkinsus marinus ATCC 50983
Lineage: Eukaryota; Perkinsozoa; Perkinsida; Perkinsidae
Product: ABC transporter, putative
Exons: 13
Coding region: 1-1377 (458 amino acids)
Biological process (GO): intracellular iron ion homeostasis; transmembrane transport
Cellular component (GO): mitochondrial inner membrane
Molecular function (GO): ABC-type transporter activity; ATP hydrolysis activity; ATP binding
Source: RefSeq, a predicted model, not a curated record